Lycium barbarum (goji berry) is the source of this 2209-nucleotide messenger RNA. RefSeq names its product probable E3 ubiquitin-protein ligase ARI1. Gene Ontology annotation, cellular component: cytoplasm; ubiquitin ligase complex. Gene Ontology annotation, molecular function: ubiquitin protein ligase activity; zinc ion binding; ubiquitin conjugating enzyme binding. The transcript has 6 exons. The record is from RefSeq and is a predicted model, not a curated record. NCBI's taxonomy places the organism in Eukaryota, Viridiplantae, Streptophyta, Magnoliopsida, Solanales, Solanaceae. Gene Ontology annotation, biological process: protein polyubiquitination; ubiquitin-dependent protein catabolic process; positive regulation of proteasomal ubiquitin-dependent protein catabolic process. Bases 193 to 1809 code for a protein of 538 amino acids.
CACUACAUUAGGCAAGGCAAGAAUUUCACGGCGAUAAAAUACAAUUCCAAGAAUCUUCCUUCCCCACUAAGUAAACAAGAAGAUCAACAAACAUAGGGAUCACCAAAACUUUAAAAAAAAAAAAAUUACUUUUAUUUUCCAUUUCUCUUUGGGGUUUUACUUUUAUGUGAAAAAAAAAAUUAAAACUCUCAAAUGGAAGAUAUAAUCUAUGUGAGCAGUGAUGAUGAUGAAUGGAACAAUCAAGAUUACAAUAAUAAUGAGUAUUAUUUUGAUGAUGAUGAUGUUGAUUAUGAUGAUGGUGAAUUUCUUGAAGUAGAGAGUAAUGGAAUUUGUGAAAAGGGUCCUUCAUGCAAGGUCAUCAGGAAAGAGUCCCUUUUAGCUGCACAGAAAGAAGACUUGCAAAGAGUGAUGGACUUGCUAUCUCUGAAGGAGCAUCAUGCACGAAGCUUGCUUAUUCAUUAUCGAUGGGAUGUCGACAAGGUCUUUGCGGUUCUUUUUGAGAGAGGGAGAGAAAAGUUAUAUGCUGAAGCGGGUGUGACACUGGAAGGAAAAGAUGAACAUACUUCCUCUCCGUCGACAACUGAAAUAACAUGUGAAAUUUGCUUCGAAGAUGUCCCUGCUGAGAAGUCUACUGUAAUGGACUGCAACCAUAGGUUUUGCAAUGAUUGUUGGACAAGUCAUUUCAUUGUAAAGAUAAAUGAGGGUAAGAGUAAACGAAUAACAUGCAUGGCCCAAAAGUGCAAUGCGAUAUGUGAUGAAGGAAAGAUUAGGGAUCUCGUCACUGCAAAAGAUCAUACUUUGGCAGAGAAAUUUGAUCGUUUUCUGUUAGAGUCAUAUAUUGAUGAUAACAAGAGGGUUAAAUGGUGCCCCAGUGUUCCUCAUUGUGGAAAUGCAAUUCGUAUUGAGGAUGAUGAUGAAUACUGUGAGGUUGAAUGUGCAUGUGGUGUACAGUUCUGUUUUAAUUGUUUAUCAGAAGCGCACUCGCCUUGUUCAUGUCUGAUGUGGAAACUUUGGAUGAGGAAGUGCCAGGACGAUUGGAAGACGGUAAUGUGGAUGAGUGAAAAUGCCAAACAUUGCCCAAAAUGUCAUAAUCCAGUGGAGAAGAAUGGGGGAUGUAACCUCGUAAGAUGUAGAUGUGGACAGCCAUUUUGUUGGUUGUGUGGAGGAGCUACUGGUUUACAACACACAUGGUCUAGCAUUCAAGGUCACACUUGUGGCAGUUACAAAGAAGGUGAAGACAAAAAGUCUACGACUGUCAGAAAUGAUCUCUUGCGCUAUACUCAUUAUUACGAGCGCUAUAUGGCUCAUCGUGAUUCAUUGAAGGUUGAAGCAAAUAUGAAGCAAAAGCUACAUGUAAAAGUGGUGAAACUUGAAGCAGGGGAAUCACAAUCAAAGGACUUCAGCUGGGCAGAAAAUGGUUUUAAUAGACUCCUUCAAUCAAGACGGAUUCUCUUCUGUUCCUAUCCAGUUUCAUUUUACGUCUUUGGAAAGCUACUGUUUGAGACCGAAAUGACGCCAAAAGAAAGGGAAAUAAAAAAGAACCUUUUUGAGAACCUGCAGCAGCAACUUGAAAUAAAUGUUGAAAGACUUUCGAUGUUCUUAGAAGAGCCAUUUGCUGACUAUCCUGAAGAUAAACUUUUGGAGACCAGAAUGAAGAUCAUCACUCUCUCUGCAGUAACAGAUAACCUCUGCAAAAAGUUGUAUGAUUGCAUCGACAACGAUUUGCUGGUUCCUCUACAGCAGGCAACUCAUACCAUAGCUCAUUAUAGAUCCAAGGGAGUGGAUAAAGCAUCAGAACUUCCUAAUUGACGCUCCAGUUAUGUUCUCAUUGUGAGCACUCGCAAUCAGAGGCAGGAAAACGAUGCGGGUUGCUUUCUUCAUAAGCGGAUUCAGAAUUUUUGCUAGAGGGGUUCGAAGUACUACUGCAUUCACUAUUCUUUUUGACACUUAAUAUGAAAAUAGUUUAGAUUUUUAACCAUAUAUAGUUCGAGUUGAAGACAAUGUGUUCACGUGCACACCUGCCAGAAGGUGGAUCCGCCUUUGGCUUUCGUUUGUGCACGUAUACUAAUAACUGACUGAAGAAUAAUGUUCUCAUAGUGAGCACUCUCAAUCAGAAGCUGGAAAACGAUGCAGGUUGCUUUCCUCAUAAGCGGAUUCAGAAUUUUUGCUAGAGUGUUUGAAGUACUACUGCAUCCACCAUUCUUUUUGA